Molecule: messenger RNA, 1815 nt
Organism: Chara braunii
Lineage: Eukaryota; Viridiplantae; Streptophyta; Charophyceae; Charales; Characeae
Source: the annotation of a GenBank genome assembly
GUAAGAUUCUGUAGCCCAUAGAGAGUCAGUCAGUCUUAAGUUAAGUACUGAGUGGUGAGGAGUGGAACCGUCGUUGGGUUGUGCAUCUUUCACCAUGGUUGACACGCGUACCGGGAAGAGUACUUCCCCUUACACACCCAAAGAAGAGGCAAAGGUCGCCGCCAUCCUCAAAGAGAGAAGAGAGAAAAAGGAGGCCAAGAAGAAGGCCUUGAUCGAGGAACAGGCGGCGAAGUUAAAAAAGAUUGAGGAGGAGAUGGCAAGAGAGAAAGAGAGGUUAAAGAGGGAAGAAGAAGCGAAGUUAAAGGCGGUAGAAGAAGAGGAAGAGGAGGUGGAAGAAACGCCGCUGGAAAGGCGAAGGGCCGAAGGAAGAGGAGAAUCCAGUGGCAUGAAAGAGGACCUGAUGGAGAAGAAGAUUACAUAUGUCAAAGCCUCCGACAGGCUUCAAACUAUCCCCUCUUGUCAGUGGAAGAGUGCCAAGGCACUCAAAGGAGUUAUGGACGAGUUGGUUGCAGUCCCUGACCACGGGGUCACUGAGACCCAGUUGGUCAACCUCUUCUAUCGGGCUAUGCCCGAAUCCUUGCGUGGGCACUUCUUCGAGAAGAGCCAGCAAUCCACCAUGACUUGCGACGCCCUGAGCAGGGAAGUGGUGGCUUUUGAAGCGAGGUCCAUGUCAGUGUCCACUUUCUGGCACAAGGACCUGGACAUGGGAAAAAAGUGGAAGGGUCGCACUAUCUCUGGAAAGGUUAAGACCAAGGAUCAUUUGAUCCUUACGUUAGAUGAGGGUAGUGUCGACGAGGUCCCCUACGAGCAGAUAGAAUGGGGCCUUGACGAGGAGCAAGAGGACAGUGGCGCCAGUCAGGGGAGGACUUACGCUGCUGUCGCGGUCGGAGGGAGGCCACAAGGAAGAGGAGGAGGCCAGGGCCAGGGCGGUCGGGCCUCAGGUGGCCGUUUUCAGGGCGAGCAGGGGGUUGGCGGUAGAGGAGGAAACCGCCAAGCGGAGAAAUUAGAGGAACAGGUCUUCGUAGUUUACGCCAGGCCUGUCACUGAGCCUAAGGAGGAGAAGCCCAUUGACCCAGCUAUUGCUAAGCUGCUGGAAGAGUUCAAAGAUUUAGCGGAGCCGCCGACAGGAGUAGUAUCGCGGCCCAUCCAACAUCACAUUGAGAUUGAGCCUGGCAGUAGGACUCCCAAAGGAGCGGUGUAUAGAAUGUCCCCGCGGGAGUUGGAGGAGUUACGCAAGCAGUUAGACGAGCUCCUAGAAAAGGUUUGGAUUAGGCCCAGUUCGUCUCCAUUUGGAGCACAUGUUCUAUUUGUCACCAAGAAGGAGGGAGAACUCAGAAUGUGUAUAGACUAUAGGGGUCUCAAUGUUAUCACCGUAAAGAAUGCAGAGCCGCUGCCCCGUAUAGACGAUCUUUUAGAUCGGGUGCAGGGAUGCAAGUACUUUUCGAAGAUAGACUUGAAGUCCGGAUAUCAUCAGAUAGAGGUCCAUCCUGAUGAUCAGUAUAAGACCGCGUUCCAAACUAGGUAUGGGCAUUAUGAGUUUAUAGUCAUGCCCUUUGGACUAACCAACGCGCCAGCGACUUUUCAGCGUUGUAUGAAUGACUUGUUUAGGUCGUGGUUAGAUAGGUUUGUAGUAGUCUAUCUAGAUGACAUUCUAGUUUUUAGUAAGACCCCCCCAAGAGCACCAGGGUCAUCUAAGGCAGGUCUUGGAGAAGCUGAGAGAGGCUAACUUCAAGAUCAACCCCAAGAAGUGCGAGUGUGCAAAGACCCAAGUUUUGUACUUAGGCCACGUCUUAGACGGAGACGGCAUUAAGCCAG